CUGGAGCAAAGCGACUGCAAUGUCUGCUAUCCAAAGAAGCCGACAGUGAAUGCUCUAUGCUUUCUGUUGUUGCAACUAGAUCUAGGAAAUAUUAAAUUGUGACGAUGUCGACUGAAACAGAGGAAGAAGGAAAGGAUGUAAAAACGGUUGGAGGGAUAUUGAAUCUGACUGGCAACGAUGAAUUGAAAUUUGGAUUGUUGAUCGGUUUGAUUGAACUGAAGCAAGUUACAAACAAGGAUGUCGUUGACACAGUCCUCCAUUUGCUUGUGGGCGAUGACUUUGACAUUGAAAACAACUUUGUCAUUCAAGACCCCCAGAACAUCGUGCAUAUGCUCAAACUACUGGCAUCAUGUCCCCACACUUUGCAGGCUGAGGUAUGGAGCGUGUUCACGGCCAUGCUGAAGAAGAGCCGCCGGAACCUGAACGCCUGCACGGAGGUCGGACUUAUCUCCCAGGCUCUCGCCCUGCUCGGAGAGGCAGAUGAAGUCUCUGCAG
Messenger RNA from Aplysia californica (California sea hare), 495 nucleotides. RefSeq names its product neurobeachin. Lineage: Eukaryota; Metazoa; Mollusca; Gastropoda; Aplysiida; Aplysiidae. The record is from RefSeq and is a predicted model, not a curated record.